This is a messenger RNA of Chelonoidis abingdonii (Abingdon island giant tortoise), 3276 nucleotides long. The record is from RefSeq and is a predicted model, not a curated record. NCBI's taxonomy places the organism in Eukaryota, Metazoa, Chordata, Testudines, Testudinidae.
GCAGUGAAUGGUGGGCCAGAGGUGAAGGAUUUAAACCCAGUGCCAGGAAGAAUGAACAAGGUUCACUAUGGAUAAUACAAAUGAGAUUUCUGUCGGAGGACGGGGAAAGGGGAAUCUCGGAUGAGGUAGUAAAAAGCCCCUAAUCUCUGACUCUUAAGCCCUUCACCAGGAGGAAAGCACCAUUUCCUGAGCUGCUUCACCCCAACUGGCUCCUGGAAGUACAGAUCUGACUCACUUGCCUGAUUAUUAAUCUGAUUUCCAAGGAUCUGGAGGAGAAUUUCUGGCUUGGUGCCAGGAAGCGCAUUAGAGACAUUGACUUUCUGCCCACUGGCCAUGCAGGGACAUUCUCUCCCCUCUUACUGACAAUAAUGGAAAACCCAGCAAAGGGGCAGAGGAUUUCUUAAUGAGGACUCCAUGUGUUUAACCCCUGCGGAGCCCUUGGGAACAGCACUGGAGAGUGUUAGGUGAUGUUGUGGAGGAUCUAUCUGAAGGCUCAGUGAGGGACCCGCUUUUCUGCCUAAAGAGCAGAGCUACUGGAUUUAAACCUUUGGGAUCAGCUGUUAUUAAGCAAUGCACUUGGAAUUCCAGGUGCAUUGCUUUGCUGCAGCACCCUGAUGUGAGACCCUUGAGAGCUGAGAUUGUCUAUUGAUUUGUCCUUUCAGGGACUUUUUAUGGGGGGUUGUUCCUGGUGGCCUUGGUGCUUUGUCUAUAACUGAUGAGCCUCUUCACUCAGCCCAUGGGCCUCCUCCCUUGAAGUGAAACAAGGAGGCGCAAGAGAGAGAGAGAGGGAGGGCAGCUCACCUCACCAUGGUGCUGCCGCCGCCUGACAAGCGCCACGUGUGUCUGACCACCAUUGUCAUCAUGACCAGCAUGGCCUUCAUGGAUGCCUACCUGGUGGAGCAGAACCAAGGGCCACGGAAGAUUGGUGUCUGCAUCAUUGUCCUGGUGGGAGACAUCUGCUUCCUCAUUGUGCUGCGCUAUGUGGCAGUAUGGGUGGGCGCUGAGGUGAAAACAGCCAAGCGGGGCUACGCCAUGAUCCUGUGGUUUCUCUACAUCUUUGUGCUGGAGAUUAAACUGUAUUUUAUAUUUCAGAAUUACAAAGCAGACAAGAAGAAUCUGGAGACAGUGGCCAGGAAGGCCUUGACCUUACUCCUGUCCAUCUGUGUGCCAGGGCUCUACUUGGUGCUGGUUGCCUUGGACAGCAUGGAGUACAUAAGAACCUUCAGGAAGAAGGAGGAUCUGCGGGGACGCCUCUUCUGGGUGGCCCUGGACCUGCUGGAUAUAUUAGAUAUUCAGGCCAAUCUAUGGGAGCCACACAAGACUGGGCUUCCCAUCUGGGCAGAAGGGCUCAUGUUCUUCUAUUGUUACAUACUGCUCUUGACCCUGCCUUGUGUCUCUCUUAGUGAGAUUAGCAUGCAAGGGGAGCACAUUGCUCCGCAGAAAAUGAUGCUGUACCCUGUGCUGAGCCUGGUCACCAUCAACAUUGUCACCAUAUUCAUCCGGGCCAUUAACAUGGUCUUGUUCCAGGACAGCAGGGUCUCCACUAUCUUUAUUGGCAAGAACAUCAUUGCCAUAGCCACCAAAGCAUGCACUUUCUUAGAGUAUAAGAAACAGGUGAAAGAAUUCCCCCAGAAUGCUAUUGCCCUGGAGCUCCAGCAGAACUCAAUCUCUCACAAUCAGACUAUCCACAGUACACAGGGAAUUUCUCAUGAGCAGUCACCCACCAGGGAAAUUCUGGAUACAUGACGGAUCACCUCCAGACAUCAGCAUUGGCUUGCAUUGCAUUGGGGGGUGUAGGGAGGUGAGAAGCUGCUCUCUCAUUGUAUGGGGCGUGCGUGAUGGAUGAGUCCCAACAAGGAGAGCUCUCCCAGGCACAAAACACUUACCAAGUUUUAAUCAAACUAUGGAGUGUUUCCUAGACCUCUUCAUCUCAGGUAUAGCCCUAGGAAUUCUCCAGAAUAACCAAAUGAACUUGCAAAAGACCAGAACCAGCUACGCCUCUGUUUUCCUUCCACUCACUCCUCCCCUGCCCAACCAAGUUCCCUGAUGCUGAGAUUUGUCUCUUUGUUCCUUAAGACUCUCACCUUUGCUCCAAGUCAGAAAUGAAGAUAUUGCUACCAGAGUUCUUUGUAUGGAAUGGGAAUGGGCGGGAGGGGCGUUUGCACCAGUUAAUCCUGUGAUUAUAGAUGUGUCUUAUUUCAAACUGUUGUGUUUACUGUUCCCUAUUUAUAACUGUCUCUUUUUUUAUCUUUUCUGGGAAUCCCCAUUGUUGGGUCUGGUUUCUUUUGGUUUGUAAUCCACUGGAACAGCUCCCUUUGCUAUUUGUCCCAGCAGGAACAACACAAAAAGUAGCACCCAAUACAAUAAACAGCUAUGUCUCUCCUCUCAUUCUCUUGCUACUCGGCUCAGGCUGCUGGUUGGGAAGCAGGGAUAUCCAUCUCUGCUAGUGCACUAAGCCAACUCAGCGGGGAGCAGUAUUUGACAAGCUAAUGUUAAUCUAAUGCUGGUGUUUUAUGUAUCUUGUUCACUUCAGAUGACGCAGCACAAUAUUUCUAUUUUUAGAAGGAUCUCUCUCUCUCUCGCUCGUGCUGGCAGUGCGAACACUCCUGACUACAACAGAUGGUGCAGUGCAGCUGCCCUGGUGAAUCCAACCAGGGCCAACAUGAGUAGAAGCAGAUGCCAAGGAGAGCUAAUAAUAAUGACGAUGAUGAUGCAUUUCACUCCAGCAUCAGUGUUUAUAAAGAGGGCUGCUUUCCACAGCUACUAUAUUUUUAAAAAUAAAAUAUUUCCAUAAAACGGAAAGAAGUGCUGCUUGAGCCACAUGACCAUGGGAGGGCUGGGAACCAGCACCAUGGACAGAUCUUCUCCCCUUUCAGCAUGGCAAAUGGCUCAUACAAGCAGCUGUGGGGCAGCUGAAUAAUAAAAAUAAAAACUCAGUGAGAACAAACGGAUCUGUAGUUUUGUGUCUGUGUUUGGCGGCAUGUGGAGGGUUUGUAGUACUGCAACACUGCUGGUGUCCCAUCUCAUUUGGGAUCACCUGAACUCACAGCAGUUCCUGCCCCAACAUUCCAAGCUCCACAGCAUCUUCUCUUGCUACUCCAUCCUGAUUCCAGAGCACAUGGCUGUGCUCUCUUCUCCCCAGAGAGCAUGAUCAUGAUGCAUCUCACGGCCUCCCCCAGGUGCCAUAGCUUGCUCGUUCUGCUGCCUAGAGCUAGCUAAAAAAAAAAUUGAUGGAACAGUUUUCCAUCAGAAAAUGCUAUUUCAUCGAUUGCAAAA